Messenger RNA from Trichobilharzia regenti, 1006 nucleotides. The record is from the annotation of a GenBank genome assembly. Lineage: Eukaryota; Metazoa; Platyhelminthes; Trematoda; Strigeidida; Schistosomatidae.
GGACUAAAUUUUUUUUCUCCGUUGAUCAAGCAUUUAGUAAUGUGUUUAUACUAAGUACAAAUUGAUAUUCACAAUUUCUGUUACUUCGACCAUUGUGAUGAAAAGUUGUUUUUACUGCUUACUUUGUGGACAAACACUCUUGCACACACACUCGAAUUAAUAUAUGCGCAUAAAUAGCACGCUGAAAAUAUUUGUUCAAACAUUAUUUAGCAACCCAGAGAUCCUGAAGUACAAAUAAAGAUUAUUAUUUUAUAUAUGUAAAUAGUACAACAUUCAAGGAAUACAUAGAAGAAGAGUAAAGCCAGAAAAUGCCUGAAUUGAAAGCUAUUAUCAAAAGUGUUGAUAUGUCUGAUGAAAUGCAACAGGAUGCUGUAGAUAUGUGUGCUAUUGCGCUUAAAAAAUACACACUUGGAAAAGAUAUUGCAGCUUUUAUGAAAAAAGAAUUUGAUAGAAAGUAUUCACCAACUUGGCAUUGUGUUGUUGGAACUAAUUUUGGCACGUACAUAUCACAUGAAGAGAAACAUUUCAUCUAUUUCUUCCUAGACAAUCAUGCUGUGGUGCUAUUCAGAACUGGAGGAGUUAACUGACUGUAGAAAAAGUUGACGAAAUGCUUAAAUUCAGUUUUUAUAUCCAAUUGACUUCAUAAGCACAAUGGUGCCUACUUUACAAUAUUCCUACUCUUUGUUUUAACUCUAGCUGAAUAUAUUUAUGUAUACACGCUACAUUUAUCUUAUUAAGUGAAGAGAUGAUUUCAAUGUGAUAAAUUUUUAACAUAUAGAAGUUUAAUUUGAAAUUUUUCAAAGUAUUUUCAUCAUUUAUAUGAGUAUGUUUUUGAUGAGUGAAUAUCCUCAUCAAAGGAAUUGCCGCAUGCUCUUCCUUUGAUAUAUAUAUAUAUAUAUACCAAGAUGUGUCACUGAAUUUUAUAAAUUAUUAAUAAACUUAUCUACAAGUGUAUUGCCAAUGUUGUGUUGAAAAUUUUGGUAGAAAUACAUAUUCAGAAUAUCGA